CUCCGCAUUCUGUGCAGACGGCUGCCGACUCCUGAAACACCAACGCACGGUUUAUUAUUAGCUCAGCUGCCCUGCACUGAUGGACAUUAAAUAGCCGGCAAUCUAUUUCUCAUCCGGCGUCAAAUUGCGUUUUUGGAAGCUGAUCAAGUGUCUUGCGUACUGUCCAAGUUUCAAGCUCGAUCUUGUGAUCCUCUGGCUAUUCGGCCUCAGAAACUUGGUUCAUCCCAUCCCAUGAGUUCGCUGAACCACAGGCCGCCCUCCCGCAGCCAUGCCAACGACAGCCUGACAGCUCUCCAGGGAGCUGCCUUAGCCUUCAAUGCAAGUUCGUCAAGAGCCCCAUCUCCUAGUGCGAGAGGCACGGAUCCAAAUAAAGCCAUGGGUGCCGCGUUGCUCGCAGGCAAAAAUGUGAGCCAUCAUCAUCACCCCCAGUCGGGUGAUCAUCUCGCUCCCGAUUCCCCAGCACCGCCCGAAAUUGGCUCCGUCAGGGACAAGAUAGGGAGGUUUGCAGCCAAUUCGCGUGCGACAAGUCCACAGAGUACAUCCGAUAGGUCUCUCAAAGCUGCGGACAUUUCCAGGUCGCGAACUCCGCAGAAGAUCGCCGCCCGACUUGCUGCCGAGCAUUCUCCAGUGCGGAGUGAGAAAUCAUCCAUCGAGAAUGAUAUGGCAAAGCAGGCGUCGAAUAAAGUGCAUCAGCAUAUUCCACCCAGCAAUUCUAUCAAGAAGGAGGUUCCGGAUUUGCCAGCUCCAAAGCCAAUUCACAACACAGUCGAUCUAACCAAGACAUUUGAUCAUAUCUUACAAAAUGGCCAACCGUCAUCCCCUGGAAGCUCACCGAUUCACCGCAAGCCGAUCGUGCCAGUACAUACGAAGCCUCCAAAUGUUGCUCAGCAGGCUGCUAUAAAAUCGUCUCCUAUUUCACCUAUACAGCGAAAACCUGCCCCACCGGCUGCUCGUGGAACAGUCAGAGCACCAAGACACGACAGUCCAGGAGGAACGAGGAGCUUUAAUAGCUGCCGGUCCUCAAGUCCUCAGUCUUCUACGCACUCAAAGCAAUUUAUAUCACCUCUGUCCGAUGAACAGAAGCCUCAACUUCCACCCCGACGAGUCGAUCCGUCUGUCGCUCGGGUGGCAUCCAGCCAUAAUGGAUCCUCUUUUGGCGACAACAGUUCACCACGAACACCUUUAACCCCUAGCGUUGCUUCGAUUUAUUCCCGGUCGCAUAACAAUAGUAGCGCGAGUAUACUUGAUGAACCUAACAUCAUGAGCGAAGAGGCACUUUCCAAUGCCAUUGUUGCUUCGUCGCUCGCAUCGUCCAGAGCAUCGCCAACGAGAAAGGUUCCUCCCCCUCCACCACCAACACGUCGACCAAGAUCCCGAUCCAUUCUACAAUUGGCGCAUGCAAGCAGAAAAGAGAUUUCUCGAACCCCGAGCCCAUCCCGAGGCAUGCGACACACACUGCGAGACCCGACCAAAGCGGACGAGGAAGAAGACCGGAAUCGCAGACAUCAUAAGAUGCAUAUUAUUCACAAGCACCCUCACAAACAUCACGAGGGCGAUCGGAAGAGGUGGAGAAGUGAGGUCAGCGAGAAGGAACGAAAACGAUAUGAGGGGGUUUGGGCAGCAAAUAAAGGAUACCUCGUCCCCACUCAGGCACAGGUCAUGAUGCAGGAUCGAGGAUCGUUGAACAAAUAUCCUCCGAACGCCUCUGAGAUGGUGCUGAACCUAGUGGUUCGAGACAUCUGGACUCGAAGCCGGCUUCCACCCACGACCCUGGAACAGAUCUACGAGCUAGUGGAUCGGCAAAAGAUCGGCCUGCUGACAAGAGACGAGUUUGUUGUUGGAAUGUGGUUGAUUGAUCAACAGCUCAAGGGGCAUAAGCUCCCGGUCAGAGUUGCGGACAGUGUGUGGAAUAGCGUGGCGCGGAUCUCUGGGAUCAAAACUCCCUCCUUAAUUUAAUUUGGGGAAAAUAAAAGAGGCCCUUGCCGGUGAUGGGAGAGAUGAUGUAUAAAAAUGAUUUUCAUAGAAGGCUACGAAUCAUAAUAAUAGCGAGUAGUACACAGUAGUUGCUUUAGUCUGUACAUAUAUCACCAGAAAGGUGUGAACCGAUUUAAUAUUUAAUUGAUUUGAUUGGCAGGCUAAAGAUGAAAUUGUUUUUUAUUUUAUUUUU
Messenger RNA from Aspergillus wentii DTO 134E9, 2167 nucleotides. RefSeq names its product protein irs4 (gene irs4). Bases 232 to 1956 code for a protein of 574 amino acids. The record is from RefSeq and is a predicted model, not a curated record. NCBI's taxonomy places the organism in Eukaryota, Fungi, Ascomycota, Eurotiomycetes, Eurotiales, Aspergillaceae. Gene Ontology annotation, molecular function: protein binding. The transcript has a single exon.